Molecule: messenger RNA, 456 nt
Organism: Microsporum canis CBS 113480
Lineage: Eukaryota; Fungi; Ascomycota; Eurotiomycetes; Onygenales; Arthrodermataceae
Exons: 3
Coding region: 1-456 (151 amino acids)
Source: RefSeq, a predicted model, not a curated record
AUGACUCAUCGGAUACUCGGCUUCCGGUCACAUGACCUUCUCGGAUCUUCGGGCUGUGAAGCUCAUAAGAAACCGCUCGAUCGCCACGCUGCGCUUCUCGAACGCAGUUUGAAGCACAAGGACAACUAUCCUCCGCUGCGGCAGCAGAUGCGCCCAAGAAUAUUUGGAGCUGUUGGCAUCCUCUUUUCUCCACUGCUCGAUGGCUACCCUGUGCAAGGACGUGGUGGAACUCCCUGUUCUAGAUCUAAUCGCUCGUCCUACGAUACAUGGAAUCUUCUGAGCUGCGGUCUUGGCCUUGUCAAGAAGCUCCCAGAAUCGUGGAUGCCUGACGAUGCCGGAUACCCAGCCAACCGUCUACGUAGUCUCUAUCUCCGAAUGAUCAGAGAGUCUCUCCAGCUCCGUAACCUUCUUGACGGGAUCUCGACAUCCCAGCAUUAUUCAGUUUAUGCGUGUUGA